GACAAUGACACUGUGCUUUUGUUAUUUGUUAUAAAGUCAGCCAGCUCUUCCGUUUCAUAGAAAACUAAAUUUAAUGAACGUUGAGUUUCCUUUCGUGGACUUAAUUUCCCAAGCUAUACCAUUAACUAGCAAAGUUCUUCUUCUCUAUCUCUCUCUUACAGCUCAAUACAUCUUUCUCUCCCGGAUAAUCAUGCUGUGUCUUUCUUGAGCUUUUCUUUUGUUCAGGUUUAUUGGUCUUGGAAGUUGUUUAUAUCAAGCACGUGACGGUUGAUAGAGAAGGGCUGUUCACCGGCAGAUCAAACAGAUAUGACUUGUUUUUCUUUCUUAUUUGGUCGACGGAUAGAUUCUCCGCAACAAUUUGGUGUAGUUGAAGAAGACCUUAGCCACGUUCAUAAUGUUAAAUGCUAUUCGUACAAGGAAUUAAGAAAUGCCACUGAAGAUUUUAGCACUGCCAACAAAAUUGGGGAGGGAGGUUUCGGUUCUGUAUACAAGGGACGGCUCAAACAUGGGGAAAUAGCUGCUAUAAAGGUUCUUUCAGCUGAGUCGAGACAAGGGGUGCCAGAAUUCUUAGCAGAGAUUAAAACAAUGUCAGAGAUAGAGCAUGAAAAUUUAGUGAAGUUAUAUGGCUGUUGUGCAGAAGGAAAUCAUAGAAUUUUAGUUUACAACUACCUGGAGAACAAUAGCCUUGCGCAAACUCUUCUAGGUGGAGGUCACAGUCACAUUAAUAUCCAGUUUAGUUGGAGAACACGAACUAGGAUUUGCAUUGGGGUUGCAAGAGGGCUUGCCUUUCUUCAUGAUGAAGUAAAACCAUGCAUUGUCCACAGAGAUAUCAAAGCAAGCAAUAUUCUACUUGACAAGGACCUAACACCAAAAAUUUCAGAUUUUGGUCUGGCCAAGCUUAUACCUGACCACAUGACACAUGUCAGUACACGUGUGGCUGGAACACUAGGUUACCUGGCACCAGAGUAUGCAAUAAGGGGGCAAUUGACACGGAAAGCAGAUCUCUACAGUUUUGGCGUCCUCCUUGUGGAAAUUGUUUGUGGCAGAAAUAACACAAACACAAGAUUACCUGUUGCAGAACAAUACCUCUUAGAACGGGCUUGGGAUCUUUAUGAGCGAAGGGAGCUGGUUGCUCUGGUGGAUACGGCAUUAAAUGGUGACUUUGAUGCUGAGGAGGCUUGUAGGUUUCUAAAAAUCGGUCUACUCUGCACCCAAGAUAAUCCAAAGCUUCGGCCUUCCAUGUCUACCGUAGUCAGAAUGCUGACUGGCCAGAAGGACCUUGAUGAGAGUAAGAUAAUGAAGCCAGGCCUAAUUUCUGAUUUCAUGGACCUCAAAGUACGAGCACCCUUCAACACCAAAGCAUCUGCUACAACAUCUUUUAAUGCAUUUUCCGGAUCAGAGAUGCUGGACAGUUCGAUCUUGUCAUCAGAAAACUCAUCAACUGCAACUCCUACAACUUUGACUGGGUUAUAUGGUCGGAGCAUUUGAACUUCUGGAUUUCAUGGACCUCAAAGUAUGAGUACUCUCCAAGACUAAAGCAUCUGCUACGACAUCCUUUUAGGCAUCUUGCAAAUCAGAGAUGCAGGAAAUUUCGAUCCUGUCAUCACAAAACUCAUCAAGCACGACCAUGACGCUUUUACUGCGAUGUAUGAUUGGAGCAUUUGAACUUCAAUGUGAGAAAAAUUCCGAUUGCAUAUAUUUUAUUCCAUUUUUUUUAUUUUCUUUUUCUAGGCUUGUAAAUUUUGUAACCAUCCCUUAUAUACACAGGUACACAGUUUUGCUAUUCUGUUGCAAAUGGACAAAUUCCUGUAAUGUUAAUAAAUAAUUGCACAAGGGUUUGGAAUCUCCCUCUUUUUCUC
This is a messenger RNA of Populus nigra (black poplar), 1859 nucleotides long. Its product is annotated as cold-responsive protein kinase 1-like. Lineage: Eukaryota; Viridiplantae; Streptophyta; Magnoliopsida; Malpighiales; Salicaceae. Gene Ontology annotation, biological process: protein phosphorylation. The record is from RefSeq and is a predicted model, not a curated record. Bases 307 to 1488 code for a protein of 393 amino acids. The transcript has 7 exons. Gene Ontology annotation, molecular function: protein kinase activity; ATP binding.